AUGGAUAAACUACAAUGCAUACUGCAUGUUCCGCUAUCUUAUCCCCAUCAAGGAAGACCUACGCUUAAAGUGGUCAACCCAGAUAUGGAAAGAGCCUUCCAAGCGAACGUCGAAAGGGGAUUCAAUGAUAUUGUCGAUAGCACUCUGAGAAGUGGCGGCCGAGGCAGCCUGUUGAUUUGGAUGAAUACCCUCGAUCGACAUCUUGAACGCUUGCUUACCACGACUGAGAGAGGGCCCACGCUCAAAUUCGUUCCUAACAUUGGUAGCAAGCAAGUGCUAGAACAUCAAGAGCCAAAGCAGGAACCACUCCCUCGUGCUGAGGUCUCCGCAACUGAGCGAAAAGUCAUCCCUAAAACUCCGUCGGUGACUAAGCCUGUGAGGCGGCUCUAUACCGCAGAGGAGAAGGCUCAAGCUGAGAGAAGAAGAGCGGCCGAGACAAAACAAAUCGAGGCUCGAUUGGGUAGACUACCCUUGUUCCAGAAGUCUCGAGACGAGUUGUUCUUUAUUGUGCCUGUCCAGCCCCCUAAGGCGGAUCGUCUGCCUGCACCCCUUCGGCCAAUCAAGACGGUGAAACUUUUAGUUCCUCAUCUGUAUCCCCUGGAGCCCAGCUCUAUUGAGCUUCAAGGUGUCACAAGCCCAGAAGCUAAGUCAGUUGAGAUCGGAUUCUCGCAAUGGGUGAAAGAAAACUCGCAGCUGAACUUGACGUCACAAAUCAACUACCUCUCGAGUAAUAUGCAUAAUUUUGCCAUGACAACCUUCGAAGAAGUCCAGGACACAACCCAAACCCUUCCAUCGCAGUCUGUCGACCUCCCUGAGGUAAUAUCGCCGUCUGGAGAAGCUGAGCCUGUCGUUGAGACAGACAAACCACACAUUCGGGUCAUACCAAGGCCACCGGAAUGGAGUGUAGGGAACGACGGUGAUGACAGCGAGUCCACGGAUUUCACGACAUCAGAGGAUGAUUACACAGAUGAAGACGAAGACGAUGAAGAAGGGGGAGCUCCAGUGCCAGAUAUGCCUGCUCCUACAACUGAGCGUGGCGUAGCCCUUUCCUUUCCAUACCUGGAGCUGUACGGUAUUGAAAUUCUGGAGCUCGUGGGGUUGUAUAUCACGAUCAAGUGUGACCGGUGCAAAGAGCACAUGGAUGUGAAGAACAUCCCGCAAGCCAAGGAUCAGGGUGACGCCUUGGACCCGAAAAUCGAGACCUGCAAGAAAUGCACUAACACGAUGAGUCUUGGGUUCCGAAGACAGUUGAUGCAUGCGAACUCUACUCGCGCUGGCUAUUUGGAUCUGGAUGGGUGCACCGUUGUCGAUCUUCUUCCAAGUAGCUUCAUCCCGACCUGUGCAGAAUGCUCGACGACAUUUCCCGGACCUGGCGUUGUUGCAGUUCGCGGCGAAAGUGCAAUGGCCUCCUGUCGCCAAUGUCAUCGAAAAAUGGUCUUCAAAAUUCCCGAGGUGAAGUUUCUGAUCGUAGGAUCUGCUGCAUUCACCCUUCGUGACCGUGUCCCGAAGCGGAAGCAGCCUAGAGAAACCCUUGGCAUUGUCGCUGGUCAAGAGCUUCCACGUCGCGGACGGUGUACGCAUUAUGGUAAAAGCUAUCGGUGGUUUAGGUUUAGUUGUUGUGCAAAAGUUUUCCCGUGUGACAAGUGCCAUGAUGCGGCCACCGAUCAUCCAAAUGAGCAUGCGAACCGCAUGAUAUGUGGCUUCUGUUCACGGGAACAAAUCUACCGACCCGAUAACUGCGGCAUUUGCCGUGCGGUCCUCGUUGGCAAGGCGGGAAGUGGGUUCUGGGAAGGGGGCAAGGGCACAAGAAACAGGGCCUUGAUGAGCCGAAAGGACCCGCGCAAGUACAAACGAAUCGGCGGGUCGAAGGUAGGUAGCUCUUCAAAAAAGAAGUAA
This is a messenger RNA of Aspergillus clavatus NRRL 1, 1896 nucleotides long. RefSeq lists its product as uncharacterized. The transcript is spliced from 10 exons. The coding region runs from base 1 to 1896 and encodes 631 amino acids. The record is from RefSeq and is a predicted model, not a curated record. Lineage: Eukaryota; Fungi; Ascomycota; Eurotiomycetes; Eurotiales; Aspergillaceae. Gene Ontology annotation, molecular function: zinc ion binding.